Arabis nemorensis is the source of this 1626-nucleotide messenger RNA. The record is from the annotation of a GenBank genome assembly. Lineage: Eukaryota; Viridiplantae; Streptophyta; Magnoliopsida; Brassicales; Brassicaceae.
AUGAACGCCGCCGUGUUUACCUCGGCUGCUUUGUCUCUUCCUACCUCCUUCUGUAAAACUAGAUCAUCUAAGCUCUCUAGAAAGAAGGGAGUGAAAGGAGAGUUUAGGGUGUUUGCUGUGUUUAGAGAAGAAAGUGGAUUAGUGGAGAAGAAGAGCCAGUGGGGACCUUUGUUCGAUGUGGAGGAUCCGAGAACUAAAGCUCCUCCUUAUAAAGGCAAGUUCUUGGAUGUAAAUCAAGCUCUUGAAGUUGCUAGAUUUGAUAUUCAAUACCUAGAUUGGCGUGCUCGCCAAGAUUUGCUUACCAUCAUGCUUCUUCAUGAUAAGGUCGUUGAUGUACUUAAUCCUCUAGCUCGUGAGUACAAGUCCAUCGGUACUGUGAAGAGAGAAUUAGCUGGACUGCAGGAAGAACUAGCAAAGGCGCACCAACAGGUUCAUAUAUCUGAAGCAAGGGUUUCAACUGCUUUAGACAAAUUAGCUCACAUGGAAGAAUUGGUUAAUGAUAGAUUGUUACCUAGUAAAGUUGGAACGGAAGCAGAUAGACCCUCCUCUUCAACCACUGCUUCUUCUGUCCAGUUAGACCGGGAAAAGACCGACAGGGAAAAGACAACCUUGGGUGCAAAAACCUUGGAUGUUUCUGGGCCGGUUAAGCCUUAUCAUCCAGGCUUGAAGAAUUUUUGGUAUCCCGUUGCUUUUACUGCAGAUCUCAAGAGUGAUACGAUGGUGCCAAUUGAGUGCUUUGAGGAACCAUGGGUUAUCUUUAGGGGAGAAGAUGGAAAACCGGGAUGCGUACAGAACACGUGUGCGCAUAGAGCGUGUCCUCUUCAUCUUGGCUCGGUGAACGAGGGGCGUAUCCAAUGUCCUUACCAUGGAUGGGAAUACUCAACGGAUGGGAACUGUAAAAAGAUGCCAUCUACGCGGUUGCUGAAAGUGAAGAUAAAGUCACUGCCUUGUCUUGAAAAAGAGGGCAUGAUCUGGGUCUGGCCUGGUGAUGAUCCACCUUCACCUACACUCCCUUCUUUACAACCUCCAUCAGGGUUUGUAAUCCACGCCGAGAUUGUAAUGGAACUCCCCGUGGAACAUGGUUUGCUUCUAGAUAAUCUCUUGGAUCUUGCGCAUGCCCCAUUCACUCACACAUCCACGUUUGCAAAAGGCUGGAGUGUCCCAAGCUUGGUGAAGUUCUUAACGCCUGCCUCGGGUCUACAAGGAUACUGGGAUCCGUAUCCAAUCGAUAUGGAAUUUAAACCACCUUGCAUUGUGCUAUCGACUAUCGGGAUCUCCAAACCUGGAAAACUAGAAGGAAAGAGCACUAAGCAGUGCGCGACACAUCUUCAUCAACUCCAUGUCUGUUUACCUUCUUCCAGAAACAAGACAAGACUACUGUACCGGAUGUCACUAGACUUUGCUCCAAUUUUAAAGAAUGUUCCUUUCAUGCAACAUCUAUGGAGACAUUUCGCUGAACAGGUCCUAAACGAAGAUCUGCGGCUGGUUUUAGGACAGCAAGAAAGGAUGUUGAAUGGUGCAAACAUAUGGAACUUACCGGUUGCUUAUGACAAGCUCGGAGUUCGGUAUAGACUAUGGAGGAGCGCGAUAGAUCGUGGCGAUGAUAAAUUACCCUUCUCUAAUUAA